CCACCAAGGUUGGUGCAAGCUUCACUUUCGAAUCAUAGAUAAAAGAAGGACGGCAGUUGAGGAUGAGAGCGGUUACCGGAACAUCUACGAUUCUUUCAGUGUAACGCAUGCUCAUAUAAAUAUUUUUACGGAAGUCUGGGGGUGUGAAAACGUAUGGUCUGAUUUUCCCAUCCAAUUUAUGAUCGUGAUGCGAUCGUCAUGUGGUUAUGAGCGCUGUAUUAUUCAUAUCAGCGCUCGUCCGUCACCUUCGUCUUUCCGCGUCAACUACCACCUUUUAUUUUCUUCCUCUUUCAUUCUCUCUUUCUCGCGUCAAUUUAUUCAAAAUGGCGAAUACCGACCGUGGCCCUGCAAAACGUUCCUUGACGGGAAAACACACACUCCUUCCUGCAGUCAAGCCCAAUGGGGCCUCGUUUACCGAUUAUACACGGGAUGAGCUUGCUUAUAGUAUUGUCGCUUGGACGUUUGGUCGGGGUUCAGUGAUAUGGCGUAUAUGGCCAGCUGUACUCCUCCAUACGCUGUUUGCCGCCGUGGUUGUCUAUCUUCAGUUGAAGGAUUACCUGGUCUUGAGUAUCCCUAAUAUUAUGCUCACGGUUCUUGGUGUCGUCAUCGGUUUUGUGAUCUCAUACCGUGCUAUGAGCGGUUAUGAUCGCUAUUGGAUGGGGAGAACAUGCUGGUCUGAUGUCAUUAAAUAUGCUCGUACCAUGGGCCGCCUCGUUUGGUUUCAUGUUCCCCCUCGCUUGGCGCCAAAAACGCCUCAGGAAAUUGAGUCUGGUCGGACUAAUCGGUCGCCUGAGGAGAUGAUCAAGGUCAUGACAGAAAAAAGGAUGGCGUUGGAUCUUGUGGAAGCGUUCGCUGUGGCCACGAAGCACCAUAUCAGAGGCGAACUUGGAAUCUAUUAUGACGAUCUCUACGAUCUCGUUCUACCUCUUCAUGAUCGCGAACAUCCAGCCGAGCAAAAGGCUGCGGCCAUGACCACCGCUCUUCUUGUUCCUUCUAGGGUCCAUCGUAUCGCGUCCAACCCAUCUCUUCCCCAUGCACAGCUAUCCCCACCCAUUUCAUCGUCUUCACGUCCCAACCUUGACACGCAAGAACCUGUCAUCCCACCUGUUAAUGCAUAUGGUACAUUCCACCCUUCCAAGCAGGCUUCGAGCAUUUCUCUCCGGCACCAACUAAAGCGGAACGCUUCCUCCUCAUCUGUACACAGAACGCUCCAGCCAUCCCAGCAAACGAGUGGCGACAAUGUGAUGGACCGAGUCUCUGGUGACCUCAUUCCUUUUGCCGGUUUUUUCAGCACCAUCCGUGGAUGGUUCAGGAGAGCAGACUAUGUUGAAUCUCUGCCGAGCAAUGAUCUACGAAAGGAUCCAUACGGCGCGGACAGCAGCCAAAGGAAAUGGAGCGGGCCCAUCCAACCUGCUGCUAGUGGCAAAAAGCAUCGUCCCCGAAUCGCGGGUGGAGGGGAGAACCUUCCUUUGGAAAUUCUGAGGUGCUUGAGUGAAUGGUUCAGCGUUUUGGAAGAUCGGAAUACGGUGCCUGGGACAAGUCUUGGGUCUAUGAUUGGACUGAUAGCUUCUAUGGAGGAUACUCUGUCGGCUCUGGAAACAAUCCUGACGACACCCCUGCCUUUCGUGUAUUCUGUGCAUAUCAGACACACUGUAUGGCUAUACCUCUUCUUCCUACCUUUCCAACUCGUUUCGACGUUUGGCUGGCAUACCGUUUCAGGCGUUUGCAUCGCCGCAUUCAUUUAUCUGGGUUUCCUCGCUGCCGGCGAAGAAAUCGAGCAACCUUUCGGCUAUGACGAGAAUGACCUCGACCUUGACAUGUUCUGUCGCGAGAUAAUUCAUGUCGACAUCGAAAACCUCAAGAAGUCGCCUUGUUUAAAUGCCUAUUUCCAGCCACCUCAGAGCCAACAGCCCGUCAGACAAGGUUCUUUGACCCUGACCGAAACGACCGCCUAUUUGACAGAAGAUCCUGACAAGGAUAACGACAGUGACUUUGAGCUGAAUGAUAGAAUUGAGGGACUUGGAAGUUCUACGAGGAAUUCCAUUGCGUCGUUAGCAUAAGGAAAGGUGGUAGUAUGAUCAACUUGCAUAUUUCCAUCUUAUCUUUAC
Molecule: messenger RNA, 2108 nt
Organism: Desarmillaria tabescens
Lineage: Eukaryota; Fungi; Basidiomycota; Agaricomycetes; Agaricales; Physalacriaceae
Product: Bestrophin, RFP-TM, chloride channel-domain-containing protein
Exons: 16
Coding region: 207-2060 (617 amino acids)
Molecular function (GO): chloride channel activity
Source: RefSeq, a predicted model, not a curated record